AUUGGAACGGCCAUGGCAGCGAGCUACGACGACUUGGGCGCUUUCGAGGUGAAACUUAAGCACUGCCAGCACAGCAGGAAGCAGGCAGAGGAUGAGUUAAGUCAGCUGUUGGAACAAGCACUGCACAAGCUGCGGGGUCAGGAGAUUGAAGUUAUGGUAUUGCAUGAAACGUUGAGUUCCCUGCGUGCAGUAAAUCUUGAGUUGGUCACCCGGAUGAAGGGGUUUGAACCUAUGGAAGCUAGACUGAGAGAGCAUGAGCAACUGGUGAGUAGGCUUAGCGAGUAUGAGGUUAUGCUGGGAGAGUAUAUGAGUAAACUUAGGGAGUAUGAGAAUUUAGCGAGCAGGGUUAGAGACUAUGAGCAAUUGGAGAGUAGGGUUAGAGAGUAUGAGGGUAGGGUUAAAGUGUAUGAGAUAGAAAAUGAGAAAUUGGAGAGCAGGAUUAGAGAUUAUGAGCAGUUGGAGAGUAGGGUUAAAGAGUAUGAAAGAGAGAACGAGAUGUUGGGGAGUAAGGUUAGAGAUUGUGAGCAGCUGGAAAGCAGGGUUAGGGAGUACGAGAGAAUGGAGAGUAAAUUCAGAGGGAAUGGGAAACUGGAUAGUAUUGCAAGUGAGCAUGAAAAGCUGGAGAAUAGGGUUAAAGAGUAUGAGAAACUGGAUGGUAGGGUUAGAAAGUAUGAGAUGCUGGAGGCAAAGGCGAAGGAAGCAGAUAAUCUAAGAUCGACAGUGCGAGGUUUGAAGGAGGACAUUGAGAAUUUGGUAGCGAGAGCAAGCGAAGUAAGACACCUGGAAGCAAGGGUGAAAUGCCUCGAGUGGUUUGAGCAGGAAGCACUAGAGUCACAGGUUAUGGUGGCAAGACUCCGGCAGGAGAUCGUGUCUCUGGAAAAAAAGGUUCAAGAAGCUGGGCUGCGGGAAAAUCUGGUGCAGGAUUUGAGGACAGAGCUGGAUCGGAUGACGCAGCAGCGCAACGGGUUGCGGCAGCAGCUGAGAAAUGCGCAGGAGCACAGGGGGAAGCUGCGCCUACAACUGAUGGAAGCCCGCGAUAUUUCUCUGCAG
Molecule: messenger RNA, 1050 nt
Organism: Closterium sp. Naga37s-1
Lineage: Eukaryota; Viridiplantae; Streptophyta; Zygnematophyceae; Desmidiales; Closteriaceae
Source: the annotation of a GenBank genome assembly